Vicugna pacos (alpaca) is the source of this 2256-nucleotide messenger RNA. RefSeq names its product homeobox C8 (gene HOXC8). Gene Ontology annotation, biological process: regulation of transcription by RNA polymerase II. NCBI's taxonomy places the organism in Eukaryota, Metazoa, Chordata, Mammalia, Artiodactyla, Camelidae. The record is from RefSeq and is a predicted model, not a curated record. Gene Ontology annotation, molecular function: DNA-binding transcription factor activity, RNA polymerase II-specific; RNA polymerase II transcription regulatory region sequence-specific DNA binding. Gene Ontology annotation, cellular component: nucleus.
CCCGGGAAGCCGGCCGGCCUGGGGUUCGCUCCCGGGGGAGGGCAGUUUCGGGGGUCCCGGGCGGGGGAGUCGGGAGCAAGAGGGGAGGGGGCGGCGGGUUUUCAUGUGCCCAGCAUGAGCUCCUACUUCGUCAACCCCCUGUUCUCCAAGUACAAAGGCGGCGAGUCCCUGGAGCCGGCCUAUUACGACUGCCGCUUCCCGCAGAGCGUGGGCCGGAGCCAUGCGCUGGUGUACGGGCCCGGCGGCUCGGCGCCCGGCUUCCAGCACGCCUCGCACCACGUCCAAGACUUCUUCCACCACGGCACCUCGGGCAUCUCCAACUCGGGCUACCAGCAGAACCCGUGCUCGCUGAGCUGCCACGGAGACGCCUCCAAAUUCUAUGGCUACGAGGCGCUCCCCAGACAGUCCCUUUAUGGGGCUCAGCAAGAGGCGAGCGUGGUGCAAUAUCCCGACUGUAAAUCCUCCGCCAACACUAACAGUAGCGAAGGACAAGGCCACUUAAAUCAAAACUCGUCUCCCAGCCUCAUGUUUCCAUGGAUGAGACCCCACGCUCCGGGGCGGCGCAGCGGAAGGCAAACUUACAGCCGGUAUCAGACCUUGGAACUAGAAAAGGAGUUUCUCUUUAAUCCUUAUUUGACACGAAAGCGCCGGAUUGAAGUCUCUCACGCCCUGGGACUGACUGAGAGACAAGUGAAGAUCUGGUUCCAGAACCGAAGGAUGAAGUGGAAAAAGGAGAAUAACAAGGAUAAACUACCCGGAGCCCGAGAUGAGGAGAAGGUGGAGGAAGAAGGAAACGAGGAAGAGGAGAAAGAAGAGGAGGAAAAGGAAGAAAACAAGGACUGAGCAAAAAAGAGAGACACCCCCCCCCCGCCCUUAGCAACUCCCUUGAAGUUUCGUUUUAUGGUAGCGGAUAAAUUGAGAAGUUUACGACUGUCAUUUGCUUUUAUAGAGAAUAGAAUGACACUCACAACUCUAACUACCUUUCAGAUACUUGCAGCUCUGGUUUUAUUACCUUUGGACUUCCCUCGAUCUUUAUUUGUUUGGGGGCUGGAGGGGGGAGAUGGAGACAGUACGGAAAGUUCCGAGUCUCUGUCGUAGUCUUUGCCCCAACACACACACUUGUCCCUCCCCCUACCCUCCCAAGUCCUGCCUGGAUUUUAAGGUCUGAGAGAGACCUGGCCUCUUUGCCCCCUCUCCCGGCCCCUUCUUGCCACACUCCCACCUCCCUACUUCUCUGAUAGUUAUUUUAGAGGGGAGCCCCCCUCAAAAUGUGGAAGAAGACUCGUGGCUUUGUUUUCAUGCUUGGAUUAGUGUAUUAGAUUUACUUUUUUAUUUUCAAAGGAAAGAAAAAGUGAAGGAAGGAAAGGAAAGGAAAGGGAAGAUGUUUAAAGACAUUUUUCAAAUGAUAGCGAGGAAUAUCCUCUCUCCUUCCCUGGGGCUCCCUGCUUAGACAGACCCCCUUGACUUUCUCUAGGAACCUGGUGGAAACCUGAAGGAGAUGGGGGUCUCCCCCUCCCCCCUCUCUUUCCACAGGGUAGAUAGAUGCCUGUAGUCACUGCUAAGAUCCUACCUAGCCAUCCCAUGGUCACUCGGGCCCAUGCCUUCCCCCCCUUCGCUGUCUGAUUUCUGUUGUUGGGCCCACAUUCCUCUGAGCUGCAUCAGUGUUAGCGCUCAGAAACCACCAUGAUCAUGAAAACAAUAAUGGUGAUAGUAAUAAUAAUACUGAUAAUAAAUCUUUAACAUACUACCUAAAGGGAACCUGCAAUAACCUUAAAAACACAAAAAAGAGAGAAAUUUUAAAAAAUCCUGAUACAGGAUAAAAAAAAGAGAAAAAGUUAAAAUAAAAAAAAGAAAGAAACUUCCAACAUAUUUUAUCACUACCUAUAGAAAGAAAUCCUGCUUUGAGAGUAUUUGUAAUGCGGUUUUGUUGUCGUUUGUUGCUGCUUAUUUCACUAAGAAAAACCCAACAACUGAGACUGCCUAGCCCGCCGGUCCUGUGCGCUUUUAUUGUGCUUCUAACCCCAGUAGAGUAGAACUAAAUUGCACUGAAUGUAUAGUUAACUCUGUCUUGAAUUCUCUGUUUAUGCAAUGUGCUCGAAAGAAAAAAAAUGUUAAAAAUAUAUCUAUAAUAAUAAUUUUUGGUCAUUUGUCUUUAUGUCCAGCUAUGAAUGUAGAUUUUGUGUCUCGGCAGCCCUGUUUCUGGUCCAAGUACUUUGUAUUGUAUACGUGAGUCAUAAUUAAAAAAAAGGAGAAAAA